AUGAGCGCACCACACGACCCGACCAACGCGCACGCCGUCGCUGGACCUUCUCGCGUCUCGCACACGCACCACCCGCACGCCCGACAAGCCCCAGGACCGAGAUCCGCCUCGUCCCACCCCGCACCUCCGUCGACCCACUCUGCCAGCUCGGGCGCAGGGCCACCGCCUGCGCGCAGGCCGCCACCGACACGCCGAGCCGACGGUCCGCUCAUCGUGCCUACCGUCGUCGCGGUCGACGGCGUGCGCGAGGUCCCAGGCGCGUUCGAGCACUGCGAGGUCGACGACCUCAUCACGCUCAUAGCAUCGAUGCUCGACAAACUGCGUGAACAUAACGACCGCAUCCCGCUCACGCCAAACUCGCUCACGCGGUUCCACUCGCGCGCGCCGCCCAACAUCUCGGUCCGCGACUACCUCGUCCGAAUAGCCAAGUUCACCAACGUCGAGGCGUGUUGCCUCCUCAUCCUCCUGCCCUACGUCGACAAGGUCUGCGCCCGCCUGCCAACCUUCACCGUCUCGUCCCUCACCGUCCACCGCUUCAUCAUCGCCGCCAUCAGCGUCGGGAGCAAGGCGCUCAGCGACGCCUUCUGCACAAACGGGCGGUACGCGCGCGUCGGAGGCGUGAGCGUCGUCGAGAUGAACCUGCUCGAGAAGGAGUUCUGCGAGGCGCUCGACUGGCGGUUGACGACCUCGGGACCCGUCCUCGCGCACUACUACACGUCGCUCGUCAACGCCCACCCGCAGUACCGCCUCUCGACCGCCCCUCUCCCUACACCUCCUCCACCUCCCGCAAUCGAGAUCCCGCCUCCUGCUUCGCCG
Messenger RNA from Rhodotorula graminis WP1, 816 nucleotides. RefSeq lists its product as uncharacterized. Gene Ontology annotation, cellular component: cyclin-dependent protein kinase holoenzyme complex; nucleus. The record is from RefSeq and is a predicted model, not a curated record. NCBI's taxonomy places the organism in Eukaryota, Fungi, Basidiomycota, Microbotryomycetes, Sporidiobolales, Sporidiobolaceae. Gene Ontology annotation, biological process: regulation of cyclin-dependent protein serine/threonine kinase activity. The transcript has 4 exons. Gene Ontology annotation, molecular function: protein kinase binding; cyclin-dependent protein serine/threonine kinase regulator activity. The annotation marks the transcript as partial.